This is a messenger RNA of Physella acuta, 876 nucleotides long. RefSeq lists its product as uncharacterized. The record is from RefSeq and is a predicted model, not a curated record. NCBI's taxonomy places the organism in Eukaryota, Metazoa, Mollusca, Gastropoda, Physidae.
CCGAGCCGUCCGCCUCGAUUGCUGGGGAAAAAGUAGCGCUUAAAUGGCGGGAGUUUGACAAAGGCGGGAGGGAUCUGCUUGGAUAGCGGUUAGUUGAGAAUUUGGAUACAUCUCCAAGUCUUGGACGGUGCUGGACCGGGCUAGGAACCAUGUUACAGAAUGCAGACUUGCUGAUACUUGGAUACACCUGUCUCUUAUUUUUGAUGAAGGAAUGUGGGUCCCACCCUGAUUAUUACCACCAAUCUUCUUCCUCGUGGCUGCUGCUGGACAGGGGGACCCUGUGCAAUUUGUGGGAACAAACAGGGUGCCGUGAGGGGGAAUGCUGCGUCAAAGAGGUCAUUUCGUUCGAUGACCUGGACAGGAAUUUAGUAGCAAGAACAGUUUGCAAGCCUUUACUAGCAUUCGGUGAGCUUUGUUUGCGCAUGACGGAAGGGUACAUCUGCGACUGCGCACAGGGUCUACACUGUGAGUUCAAAAACAAUGAAACGUACGGCCACUGUGCUACGGGUACACCACAUGACCAGGUUCUGGACGUGAGGGGUCAUUCGGUCAGGAGACGACCUACAGUUUCCCGCCUAGGAUCUGAACCAAGCGCACGGUCUACCGCUAGACCACGCCGUCCCCUCUCUGCUUGCUAUAAAUGUGGAUUGAUCAUUAAUAAUCUCACCUGGUUAAUUGUGAUAUUUAAUUGUUUUUUAAAAUAACCAUUGUGUGUGAAUUUAAAUCCACUUUUUAUGUGUGCAACUGUUGGUACGGUAUUCUUUACGUAUGUAACAAUGUUGAAAAAAAGACAAAUGUAACAAGACAACAUGUAAAAAAAAUUGAUAUGAUAGCUUAGACGAGUGACUGCGAUUCUCUGUGAUACAGACCUUUAUG